AAAACAUAAUUUGUGUAUGUUUUUAAAUGCACCAAUGUUUUGAAUACAGGUAACUAAGCUCAUCACAGGCAUUCAUGGUCAUACAGUGUUGCUCAGAAGAAAAAAGGAAGAAGAGCACCUUGCAAAUUGCGGUAGCACGAGCAGGCCGCUUCUCCUCUCCCUGCUGUUGCCCGUAAGGUCUAAACCGUUUCCAAUUCAUUGUGCGUGUUGACCCCGGUGGUACGAGGAAGGAGUUCGUUUGACGUGGAAGUGAGCACCAUAACCUAACUCGAGGAGUGAAAGCACGUGUACGCCAAGUGAACGAUAAAUAUGGCUCCUAAUGCUGCAGCUCAAGUGAAACCGGUGGCGGAAUCUGGAUCGGAUACCGGUAUCAAUGCCAUUUUACUUGGUCCACCGGGUUCUGGUAAGGGAACACAGGCACCGCUAUUGAAGGAAAAAUAUUGCGUAUGCCACCUGUCUACGGGCGAUAUGCUGCGUGCGGAAAUAGCGGCCGGUUCAAAACUCGGAGCCCAGCUAAAGAAGGUUAUGGAUGAAGGCAAGCUGGUUUCCGACGAGCUAGUAGUCGAUAUGAUCGAUUCCAACCUAGAUAAACCGGAGUGCCGCAAUGGUUUCUUGCUGGAUGGUUUCCCACGGACGGUGGUACAGGCGGAAAAGCUUGAUAGCCUGCUCGAAAAGCGCAAAACGGGCCUGGAUGCAGUAAUCGAGUUCGGAAUCGAUGACAGCUUGCUGGUUCGCCGUAUUACUGGUCGGUUGAUUCAUCAGGCUAGCGGGCGAUCGUAUCAUGAAGAAUUUGCGCCCCCACGAGUUGCAAUGCAGGACGAUGUUACGGGCGAACCGUUGAUGCGCCGCAGUGAUGACAAUGCAGAUGCCCUGGUGAAACGUCUCGAGUCCUACCACCGGCAAACGAAGCCUUUGGCAGAUUAUUACGCCCUGCGCGGUCUACACUUUCGCGUCGAUGCGGCCAAAAGUGCGUCCCAUGUGUUUGCCAACAUAGAUGAUAUAUUCACCAAGCAGCGUGCGCAUCGUUUGGGCCUGUAAAUAACUUUCCGGUGAAAACAGAUCUCCCAAACGCACGGGGGAUAUGCAACCAACCAACUACCUGACGCUUCACAUUAGAACAUGUUUUUUAUUUCGAAGAAACACUGUCGCAGAAGUAGUUUGCAUUUAAAAAAACCCACAAUAACCCGAUAUAUCCCUCCUACUAUAUCCAUGGCGUGCGUGAACCACCUAGAAGAUCAAUUUAAGCACGAAAAGCAAUAGGUUGCGAAUUACAGUGAAAAUUGUGUCAAAU
Anopheles nili is the source of this 1291-nucleotide messenger RNA. RefSeq names its product adenylate kinase (gene Ak2). Gene Ontology annotation, molecular function: ATP binding; AMP kinase activity. Gene Ontology annotation, biological process: ADP biosynthetic process. The record is from RefSeq and is a predicted model, not a curated record. Gene Ontology annotation, cellular component: cytoplasm; mitochondrion. The transcript is spliced from 4 exons. NCBI's taxonomy places the organism in Eukaryota, Metazoa, Arthropoda, Insecta, Diptera, Culicidae. Bases 310 to 1038 code for a protein of 242 amino acids.